This is a messenger RNA of Botrytis fragariae, 2073 nucleotides long. RefSeq names its product putative n-glycosylase dna lyase protein. Gene Ontology annotation, cellular component: nucleus. Gene Ontology annotation, molecular function: 8-oxo-7,8-dihydroguanine DNA N-glycosylase activity; damaged DNA binding. Lineage: Eukaryota; Fungi; Ascomycota; Leotiomycetes; Helotiales; Sclerotiniaceae. The coding region runs from base 1 to 2073 and encodes 690 amino acids. The record is from RefSeq and is a predicted model, not a curated record. Gene Ontology annotation, biological process: base-excision repair; base-excision repair, AP site formation; nucleotide-excision repair. The transcript has 7 exons.
AUGGGCAAUUUAAGGAUCUCAGAAUGGAGGAAGCUUCCAGUGAGUUUGGCAGAGCUUUGUAUAGAUACUACAUUACGUUGUGGACAAUCUUUUCGAUGGAAGAAGGCUGUAGAUGAAGAUUACUGGUCUUGUACACUACAUGGUCGUAUAAUAUCUCUUAAACAAGACUCGACUCAUCUUCACUAUCGUACAACAUUUCCUGAGAUCAAAGUUCCUUUGAAUCAUCAGCCUUUGGUGAAGGAGGAAGAGCUUGAAGAUGAGGAUGACACAGAAUCUUUACUUCGGCAUUACCUGAACCUGUCACCAAACUUGACUGAGUUGUAUGAACAAUGGUCUUCGGUCGAUCCAAAUUUCAAGAAAAGAGCACCUAAGUUUACAGGAGUUCGCAUUCUCAAACAAGAUGCCUGGGAGGCUCUGGUGGGAUUUAUUUGCAGUAGCAACAAUAAUAUUAUAAGGAUUUCUCAAAUGGUCAAUAAUUUGUGUUUACAUUAUGGCCCCCUCAUAGGACAUAUUGAUGACCAACCAUUCCAUGACUUCCCACAACCCGAAGCCUUAACUGGUUCUGGAGUAGAGUCACACCUCCGCGUUCUAGGCUUUGGGUAUCGAGCAAGGUACAUUGCUCAAACAGCGUCAAUUGUGGCAUCGAAGCCAAAAGGCUGGCUCGAAAAUCUUCGCAAUCCAGAGACUUUUGACAAGCCCUUUGAAGGGGAAAUUCCAGCAGGAGGACGUCCUGGUUAUAGAAAAGCACACGAAGAGCUUCUCGAGCUUCAAGGUGUUGGUCCAAAAGUAGCUGACUGUGUUUGCUUGAUGGGCUUGGGGUGGGGAGAGGCGGUUCCUGUGGACACUCACGUUUGGCAAAUUGCUCAAAGAGACUACAAAUUUGGAAAAGGAAAACAUAAAAGUCUCACUAAAGCUACAUACGAUGCAAUUGGUGAUCAUUUUAGAGGGUUGUGGGGUAAAGAGGCUGGCUGGGCGCACUCAGUCUUGUUCGCGGCGGACUUGAAAGCAUUUUCUGACAAACUUGUCAGCAAGGUCGAAGUCAAAGUGGAUGAGCUCGAGAUCAAGCAGGAAGAUGGAGAUGUUCUGGAGAAGAAAGUAGCAGUCAAGCGAGAGUAUCCACCAGAAGAGAUGGAUCUGAAAGAAGAAGAGAAAGUAGUGAUUAAGCGCGAAGGUGUUACGGAGGAGAUCGAAAUCAAGGAUGAAGUAAAAGUGUUUGAGCCAUCGGCAAGAAGUUCUCGUUAUCAAUUCGUUGUUUCAGAAGCUCUUGGACAUUUCCAAGGUCGUCUUCUAGCUCACGAUGGCCUUUCAUCUGAUAUCCUUCUGCGUACUGGUACUGCCCGCCGACACUAUGGGAUGGCUAGAUUUUUCUUCAAAAUCCAAGAAGGAAGAAAACAAUGCCACUCGGUCCUCCUUCUCGUGGGCGACAAUCUCAAUGCCACGGACUGGCAGCAUUACACGGAUCCGCGAACCUUGAUACCGACAAUUUUGUUGACCACCACCAUUUUGGUUUCCACGCGCUUCUAUCGCUCUUAUCUACGUCGCAUUCCUGAAGCUGCAUAUAUUCGACCCGGAUUCUUCAGGAAGAGGAGUUUACUGGCGGGCUGGGGAUGGAUGCCCGGCCGCAAGAAGUUACCCGAGGGAAAGGAUUUGAAAAACAAGACGAUCCACGUUCGAAUCGCCGGAGUCGACGCACCAGAAGGCGCGCAUUUUGGGAAACCUGCGCAGCCCUUUUCCGCCGAAGCGCUGACCUGGCUGCGGAAUUAUAUUCAGAAUCGACGCGUGCGCGCUUACAUCUAUAAACGCGACCAAUAUGAUCGGGUGGUGGCUACAGUUUGGGUGCGGCGAUUUCUCGUGCGCAAGGAUGUGGGAAGGGAGAUGUUGAGGGCGGGGAUGGCUACGGUGUAUGAGGCUAAGAUGGGAGCGGAAUUUGGAGACUUCGAGGCACAGUAUCGAGCGCUUGAAGAAGAGGCCAAGAGGAAGAAAUUGGGUAUGUGGUCGGGGAAGGAAAAGGAUUACGAAAGCCCGAGAGAUUAUAAGACCCGCACGGCGAAUGCAGCGAAUAUGAUGAAAUGA